CAUACUUUGCUAGUUCUUGAAGUUCACUCGAUGACAGAGUGACAGACCUAAUUAUAACUUAGGGGAUACAAAUAUAACAAGUUCAAUUUCAUUUUAAUGAAAUUUAAAAUAUAAGAUUAACUAAAUUCUUAGUUAUUAACUAGUACUAGUUAAUCAUUAGAGGUCAGUACUAUUCUUAAAUGAUUUAAAAUAUUUUAUAUUCGAACGCACUAACCUCUAAACUCAAAGAUACGACAAUGUUGUGUUUGAACUUUAGAAUUUUGUUGAUAAACUUAUGUAGAUAAAACAAAUCAGUCUGAUCAGUCUCAAAGAAGACAGUAGCCAUAUUUUAUGUCUUUGGACUUGAUAAGAUUAAAAUAAAUCUAUGUAAAUUAUAACUUAGUAAUAAAUUUAAUAAAGCUAUGACGGAAAUCGAUCCAGAGCAUCCUAGGAAAUUAAUUCCUGAAUUAUGCAAUCAAUUUUACCAUUUAGGAUGGGUGACUGGCACGGGUGGUGGUAUAUCAAUAAAACAAGGAGACAAAAUUUACAUUGCACCUUCAGGAGUUCAGAAGGAACGCAUGAAAGCCAAUGAUCUGUUUGUCCAAACAAUUGAUGAUGAAGAUUUAGAAUUACCACCACCGGAAAAAAAGUUGAAGAAAAGUCAAUGCACCCCGUUAUUUAUGUUAGCAUAUAGAAUGCGCAAUGCAGGUGCUGUAAUACAUACACAUUCUCCUCACGCAGUCCGAUGCACACUGUUGUAUGACAAGGUGUUUGAGAUCACGCAUCAGGAAAUGAUUAAGGGCAUCAAAGACACAUCCCUAGGCCGAUAUCUCCGUUAUGAUGAGAAAUUAGUAGUCCCAAUAAUAGAAAACACGCCUUUUGAAAAAGAUCUAGCCGGUAGUCUGGAAGAAGCUUUAAAGGAAUACCCUGGGACUAGUGCAGUGCUCGUCAGAAGACACGGAGUGUACGUAUGGGGUGAUACGUGGCAACAAGCUAAAACAAUGACGGAAUGCUAUGACUACCUAUUCGAGAUGGCAGUGGAAAUGAAAAAACUAGGACUCGAUCCAACUUUUAAUCCGGAAACUGCACAAAAUGGCCAAAAAACAUCCUAGUUGCUACAGAAAUUAUUAAAUUCACUUGUGAAUCAUGUGAUAUUCUUAAAUAUUACAGUUAAUUAUUUUAAUUUAAAAUCAAGAAAUUUGUUAGGAUAAAGAACUCAAAAUGAACAAAACAUAUGGUCAUGUUACAAUAAAAUGAUUAAAGUGAAACAUUUCGACAAUCUGCUCUUUUGUCAAUAAAAAUUUAAUUAUUCAACAUUUGUGAUAUAAUAUAAUCAAUAAUAUAUUAAUAUAACCUGUUGUUCGAUUAUCAACUUUAUUGCAAGUUCCAAUAAAAUAUAUUUUCAUCA
Molecule: messenger RNA, 1387 nt
Organism: Bombyx mori (domestic silkworm)
Lineage: Eukaryota; Metazoa; Arthropoda; Insecta; Lepidoptera; Bombycidae
Product: probable methylthioribulose-1-phosphate dehydratase
Exons: 6
Coding region: 402-1091 (229 amino acids)
Cellular component (GO): cytoplasm
Molecular function (GO): methylthioribulose 1-phosphate dehydratase activity; metal ion binding
Source: RefSeq, a predicted model, not a curated record